GUGCAACCUGACGACAUCGGCGACAUGGCCGGAGAAUCGGGUCCAAUAUCAGCUCCGCUUCCUAUCAAUAUGACAAUAGCUGGUUUCUUCAGCAUUGCCUGCUACAACUGCAUCGAGAUUCUUAUUAUUCUGCUCGACCGGUUCAAAAGGCACAAUAGUCUAUAUUUCUGGAGCAUGCUGGUCACCACCCUAGGAAUCCUCCUCCACUCCAUCGUCGUACUCCUCCGCUAUUACGGCUUGGGGCCCAACUUCAUGCUCGCCGUCCUCACUUGCAUUGGCUGGUACGGUAUGGUCACCGGUUUUUCGGUCGUCCUCUACUCGCGCCUCCACCUAGUCGUGUCGGACGAGUCUCGGACCCGCUGGGUGCUGAUCAUGAUUAUCAUCAGCUUCUGCAUCUUCCACGUCCCCGUCACAGUUCUGUUUCUGGGCACCAACACUCGCCUCACUGAGGUAUUCAUCGGGCCAUUUCAUAUUUACGAGCGCGUCCAGCUUGCAGGGUUUUGCGUCCAGGAGUGUAUUAUCUCGGGGUUUUAUAUCCUCGAGACUAUUCGCACACUCAAGCCAAUCCUCGCCAUCAGGUUACCCAAAGAGCGCAAAAUGACUAGAUACCUCAUCCUUGUUAAUAUUCUAGUCAUUAUCCUCGACAUCAGCCUGCUCUUCACCCAGUACGCAGGGUAUUUCCAGAUCCAGACGACGUACAAGCCCGUCGUCUAUAGUAUCAAGCUGAAGAUGGAAUUUGUCCUCCUCAAUAGGCUCCUUCGCGUCCUGCAGCUCGGCGGCUACGACCACUGGCGCUUUUUGGACGGAGGUAGUAUCGAGCCUGUGGGGUCCGGCCAAGAUGGAAUGCAGCUGCAGCGAAUUCCCGACCUUAUAGAGCGCCCUUCAUCAGCUGGAGUGCCCAGACGUGAUGCCUAG
Molecule: messenger RNA, 915 nt
Organism: Emericellopsis atlantica
Lineage: Eukaryota; Fungi; Ascomycota; Sordariomycetes; Hypocreales; Bionectriaceae
Exons: 1
Coding region: 25-915 (296 amino acids)
Source: RefSeq, a predicted model, not a curated record